Tribolium castaneum (red flour beetle) is the source of this 908-nucleotide messenger RNA. Its product is annotated as serine protease H106. Gene Ontology annotation, biological process: proteolysis. The record is from RefSeq and is a predicted model, not a curated record. The transcript has 6 exons. Bases 70 to 858 code for a protein of 262 amino acids. Lineage: Eukaryota; Metazoa; Arthropoda; Insecta; Coleoptera; Tenebrionidae. Gene Ontology annotation, molecular function: serine-type endopeptidase activity.
CGAAAUAAUUGUAAUUGCUUGAAGGAUGUGAGGUAUUUUACAAUAAACACAAAACACAAAUUUGCCGCCAUGAGAUUACUCUUUUUGUUGUUUUGUGUUACCACCGUUUGGGCUUUUCCAAAUUCAAAAGCAACAAGACCUGAUGUAAAAAUAAUUGGCGGAUCGGUGGCUAGAAGAGGUCAGUUUCCUUUUGCUGCAGCCAUAUAUACGUCCACUGCAGAUGGAAAUUAUUUCUGUGGUGGAACUCUUUUGAACGCACAAUGGGUACUAACUGCAGGUCAAUGCGUCAUUGGAGUGCACACUUUUAAUAUACAUCUGGGGGCAACAGCUUUAAAAGGAGAUGAUCCCUAUGCUGUGCAAGUUUCCUCAGACACUUAUGUUUUACAUCCGGAUUAUGACCCACAAACUUUAGCUAACGAUGUUGGGCUCAUUUGGCUUCGCCUGCCUGUUGCAUUUUCAGAUUAUUUAAAACCUAUUGACUAUCUACCAUCUAGUGAACUUGGAGAAUCAAGUUCGGCGAUGACACUUGGAUGGGGCCAAAUAUCAGACGAAGAAGAAGGAACUGUUAAUGACCUUCGGUGGGUGAACGUCACUUCUUUGUCAAACGCUGAGUGUAAAAUAACAUACGGGAAUCAAAUUUUGGACAGUAUGGUGUGUGUAGAUGGAAGUUACAAUGAAGGAACUUGCAAGGGUGAUAGUGGAGGUCCACUUGUACAGUUGAUUAGUCGCGGCCGUUACGUGGUUGUUGGUGUGUCUAGUUUUGUCAGUUGGAACGGAUGUGAAAGCACCGAUCCUUCAGGUUUUACAAGAAUAUUUCCAUAUAAUGAAUGGAUAAAAAAUGUUACGGGUAAAGCGUAAAAUGUGCAUUUGAAUGUAAAGAAAAAAUAAAAAAUUAAACAUAAACAUAA